This is a messenger RNA of Myripristis murdjan (pinecone soldierfish), 5235 nucleotides long. Its product is annotated as B-cell lymphoma/leukemia 11B-like. Gene Ontology annotation, biological process: positive regulation of transcription by RNA polymerase II. The transcript has 4 exons. Gene Ontology annotation, molecular function: RNA polymerase II cis-regulatory region sequence-specific DNA binding; DNA-binding transcription factor activity. Gene Ontology annotation, cellular component: nucleus. The record is from RefSeq and is a predicted model, not a curated record. Lineage: Eukaryota; Metazoa; Chordata; Actinopteri; Holocentriformes; Holocentridae. Bases 564 to 3077 code for a protein of 837 amino acids.
CAACGAGGCUACCACCAGAGCCAAGAGUUGCCGCUCCGCGUACCGCUGCCAAAACGCGCAGGAGGACUCGGUGCCAAAGGGUCAUUUUAGCGCACCACUGCUGAAACGGAAGGACUGUAGGGAUCCUAGAAUAAACAGCAACUGUUUGACCCCCAGAUGAUAUAAUCAUAAACCAAUAAUAAUAAUAAAGAAAACAAGAGAAGGAAGAGAGAAAGGAGCCAAAUAAUAGCCUAUACCCAUCACCGGUGGAGUGCUCCGUACCUCAUCUGUCGCCACGCUUGCUGCAGAGGUGUUGCUUCCUCCUCCUCCUCUGAAGAAGAAGAAGAAGCAGAAGAAGAAGUGACGCGGCUACAGGACAUUGCUGUGGACAAAUUGGUCUUCCGUCCUUAUCGCGCUCCGUAUCUGUCACUUUGACCUUCCAAGCGCGCAGCCAAGUUGCAGUUGUGAAUUGGAGGGGGAUUGGGACAAAGUUGGUCAGCUGCGAUCCAGAGAGGACCGACACCACGGUUCAAGCCGACUCCAAGUGCCGUUCACCGGGCGAUGCCAGAGUAAAUGCCGGGGCAAUGUCCCGCCGCAAGCAGGUGAACCCGCAGCACUUAUCGUUGACGCACAGGGAGACAAUACAAGCUGAGGCCAAUCAUGAGUCAGGGGCGGGAUCGCCAUCUCCGGAGCCGUCCACUCCCAGCCCUCGGAGGGCAGGACCCGGCGAGCAUGACCUGCUGACCUGCGGCCAGUGCCAGACCAACUUCCCUCUGGGUGAUAUCCUCGUCUUCAUCGAGCACAAGCGGCGUCUGUGCCGAGGGCCUGGCAGCGCCCCGGGCUCCUUUACCAAGCCAGGAGAGGGCAGUGGGGGCAACAUCAUCCCCAUCUCUCCCAGGGUUAGGUCUCAUGAGCUGGGCAGAGGGCCUGUCCCAGUGGAGGUGGGCAUCCAGGUCACCCCCGGAGGAGAGGAGGACGAGGUGCGGAGGCUGACGCCGGCCAAGGGUAUCUGCCCCAAGCAGGAGAGAGGAGAUAAAGAUGAGCCAUCCAGCUACAUCUGUACCACCUGUAAGCAGACGUUUACCAGCGCCUGGUUCCUGCUCCAGCAUGCGCAGCACACCCACGGUAUCCGCAUCUACCUGGAUAACCACCCAGUUAACUGCUCCCUCACUCCCCGCAUGGCUCUGCCUCCACCGCCGGGUGCUGACGCCCUGCCCCGCUCCCCUCUCCCCACCUUCCUCGGAGACACCAGUAACCCAUUCCACCUGCUCCGCAUGGCAGCCCCCCUGCUCAGGGAUCACCCUCCACCCCCGGGGUACAUGGAGACCCGACUGCCUGCCACGCCGCCCUUCGUCAGUCCUCCGCCUCCUCCCAGACACCCCCUCGAGCGGCUGGGCCCAGAGGAGAUGGGGCUGCUGUCCCAGCACCCCAGUGCCUUUGAGAGGGUGAUGCGGAUGACACCCAUGGAUCCUCCUUCCAUGGACUUCUCCCGCCGUCUGAGAGAGCUGGCAGGCAACACAACCAAUAAUGGUGGGCCUACACCUCCCCUCUCACCCAACCGUGUGCCACCCAUGCACCGCCUGCUCAGCCCCACACUCUUCCAGCCUGGCUCCAAGCCUCCGUCCUUCCUAACCUACCCCCCACCUCCACCCACCUCACAGGGGGGACCCGAAUCCACUAGCCCUCCCGACGUCCAGGGCCAGAGCCAGGGCCAGGGGAAAGUCAAAUCCUGUGAGUUCUGCGGGAAGACCUUCAAGUUCCAAAGUAACCUGAUCGUCCACAGGCGCAGCCAUACAGGAGAGAGACCCUACAAGUGUCAUCUGUGUGACCACGCCUGUUCUCAGGCCAGCAAGCUCAAAAGGCACAUGAAGACACAUAUGCACAGCAAGACCGGGUCUAUGGGCAGUUCCCCAGAACAGGGAAGCAGAGGAGAAGGAGGAGAGGCUGAAGAAAAGUGUAGGGAAAGAGAUGCAAGAGGGAUGGUGUUAGAUAAUGAAGAUGAGGAGGAAGAAGAGGAAGAAGAGGAAGAGGACGAAGAGGAAGAAGAGGAAGAGCUGAGGAAUGGGAGUCGGCCAGAUUCCAACAUCAGUGAGGACUCUCAGGAGUUCGGCCAGAACAGGGAGAAUGGCCCGAGACCAUCUCCAGAGGAGAAAUCCCUCAGUGGGGACAGAGUGACUGACAGUGGCGGGGUGGGCAUCAUGCAUCCAUACAACCACCUGGACAAUCACCUGAGACUUAACCCGAGCAAGAGAAGCCUGGAGAGACAACCAAAUGGGGAUGGCGGUGAGAGGGGAGAACCAGAAAGAGACGGAGAGACAGAGCGGGAGCAGGACAAAGAGCGAGAUGACCAGGAGGACCAGAGACCCAUGAUGAACGGCAGGGUCAGCAUAUCUGAAGCGGACUCUUUCCCGGGGUUGUUCCAGCGUCAGCCGACUCCCAUCACCAGCCCGAGCCCGUCCAACAACAAGAGGAUCAAAAUAGAGAAGGAGCAGUUGGAGCUUCCCCCUACAAUACCCCUUAUUUCUCCUGAGAACGUCUACUCCCAGCUUCUGGCCGGCUACGCUGCUUCACGCCACUUCAUCAGAGAGCCCUUCCUUGGAUUCACAGAUGCCCGGCAGUCCCCGUUCGCCACCUCGUCCGAGCACUCCUCGUCCGAAACAGGUAGCCUUCGCUUCUCCACCCCUCCGGGAGAGCUGAUGGAAGGGGGUGGCGCCUCGGGCCGCAGUGGGAGCAGCACCCCUCACCUCCUGCGGGGACCCGGACCCGGCCGGCCCCCGAGCUCUAAGGAGAGGAGGAGUGAUACCUGCGAGUACUGCGGCAAGAUAUUCAAGAACUGCAGCAACCUGACAGUGCACCGACGCAGCCACACGGGUGAACGCCCCUACAAGUGUGACCUGUGCAGCUAUGCCUGUGCCCAGAGCUCCAAGCUGACGCGCCACAUGAAGACCCAUGGGCAAUUUGGGAAGGAGGUGUACCGCUGCGACAUCUGCCACAUGCCCUUCAGUGUCUACAGCACGCUGGAGAAACACAUGAAGAAGUGGCACGGUGAACAUUUGAUGGCCAGUGAGGUCAAACUAGAGCAAGCGGACAGAGGCUAAGCCCACCAGCCAUCACUGAUACAGCCUGCAGUGCACACAAGCAAACACCGCCACACACAUCCACACACACACAAACAUACACACAUGUACACACACACACACAUACACACAAAUUCCCUAUAACCACUUCCUCAACUAUGGGGCUUGGCUGGAUAAUCUCUCUCUUGAAUAAUUUUGAGACUGAUUGAUGUUCAUCUUUUUUUCUUGUCACAGAAACUGCCACCUGAGAAAUAUAAACAAAGGGAAACUUUAAUGAGAAGUUGUCUGGAAUGCCCAACUUGGUGUUUCUUGGCAACCUGUCUGAGGAUUUUAUCAGUUAGGGAUCCAUGGAGCCUUUCUACUGUGCAAUAAUUUCUGUAUUUAUUGGAUUUUUGUAAUGAUAUUUGGCAUGUGCAGAUACAUCUUUGUGGGAUUUCAUAUGGAGUUAGUUUUGAAAUGUGCUAAAAACAUUUUUUUCUAAAAAGCGAUAACUGGAAAGAAGUCACCCUUAAUAUUUUUUUUUUCCCUUUUCCUUUAAGGAAGCUUAUUAUUCUGUAAGAGUAAAAUUGUGUGAAGCCGUUAGCUUUUAAAAGUAAUGAUAGUAAUUGUUUUCUAUAUUAACUGCAGCAGCGGACUACAAUCCAUUCCCUCAUACAGGCCUAACGCACUGAAUGUCACUAUGACAAUAAAACAUCAAGCUGGAUUUUAAAAAUCCACCAUUGUCUUAUAGAUCUGAAUAAGUUAAAACGUAAUUUAUUCAGGGAAAUUGUCCUUUAAAACAUUGGCAUGUGAAUACUAUCAAAAUGCAGUUACUGUAUUGGUGUCCUGUUUCCUUGUUUCAGUCAGGACAUAAAGGUUGCACUUAAUGGAGGUACCCUUAACUGAUGCUCAGUACAUUCCCUAUGUAGGAUUAAACCACCAUAUUUAAGAUAUUAAAUAAGUUAAGACUACUUGUGAUUAAUGUGAGAAGGAGAACAGUCCUGUUUAUGUUUGUAAAUAUAUUCUUUUUUUAUAUGUUAAAGUAGCCCCGACUGUACGUGAAAGAUGGCCUAAAACUAAAACAAUCAGAGGACCAGCUGCUUGCAUCGUCCACAGUAUAUGCUAAGUGUAACUACAAUACAUUAUUGCUUAUCAGACCCACCUGAUUAUCUCCCCCACCCCACCCAUGUAUGCUUUUACUCAAAGGCAAUUUGUUUGACUAAAGCUACUUCAACAAACAUAUCACUUUCCUGAACGGUUCUGUCUCUUGUGUCUGGGGAACUCUGUCUGACCCGGGUUGACUUCCCGUGUCCCCUUAGGAUUCGCAAAAUGGUUUCAUAUGAAAUUCAUGUCAACAUGUGUUAGAGUGUGUGAGUGCGUGUGUGUGUGUGUGUGUGUGUGUGUGUGUGUGCGUGUGUGUGAUUCUCUCUGCGCUCUAAGCCUCUCUCCAAUGGUGUCUUUUCACAGUUCACUAGCUCAGAUUCAUGCAUUAGGUCGGCUUUUAAAAGGGAGCCUGUUUAUUCGCCUCACAAAGUGAUAUGGGUUUAACUUCCAAUAACAGAUUUUGAGACAGUGUGCAUGUUUGUGACUUUUGGGGGGAUUACAGUUUUUAUUUUCUGCAUCGUUCAUCCUGAAAUGAAUCUGGUUAAAUAAAAUAAAAAAAAAAAAAAAAUCAAAUCAAAUCAAAAAAAGGCUAUUUGAGUUAUGAUAAUUUUGAACACAGCUGCACUGGGGGAUGGCCCGAGUGACCUUGAGUAAGGGCUAUACUUGUUGUAAAAAUGAAAGCUUGAAAUUGUGAAAUGAAGAGCGAGAAAGAAAUACUGGGGGAGAGAACAGGACCUUUGACCAAGGAUAAAAGUAAUUUGAAUGAAACUGGAAGCCUAUGAAAGGUGUCUUCUUUUUUAAAUUUUUUUUUUUUUUUUUUUUUUUUUUUUUAACCCAAAUGCACAUCGACUGGCCACAUCUUGUACGGGACCGUCAGAGUGAGAGGGAGAGCGUGAGCGUGAGAGGGAGAGAGCCACAUGAAAGGAGACUGAGACUACAUCUUCCAUUUUAGCACUGCCAUCCUAAAUCAUCAGAAUGAUCUUCCCUUAAAGGUUUGACCUUUUUUUUGGCCUGUUGCCAUGUUUUAUCUCUGCCAUUUUGUUUGGAUUGGAAAAGGAGUACACCUUAAAUAUAAAUUCCUCAUUUUGUACUUUUU